AUUGAAUUGUCUUGAUAACAUGAACAAACGUUUUAUUUUCUUAUACUUUUAAUUUUGUUCUAACACCGCCCUACUUGGUACGGUCCUUUGCCCUUUCACACAUGAUGCAGCGGCAAAGAUGUCUGCUAAUCAAGUGUGUACUGAAAACGCUAGCCAAAAUGUCUUAAUGUUACAAUUAUAGAACAUUUUCUUAUUUUUUUUUCUAUUUGAACGGGAGAAAUUUCGCAUUUCCUCGUAUUAAGUGAGAGACAACUAAAGAAAUAUGACGUCCAUUAUUAAGCUGACAGCAGUGUCAGGGGUGCAGGAGGAGUCUGCCCUGUGUUAUCUGCUGCAGGUGGAUGAGUUCCGCUUCCUCCUGGACUGUGGCUGGGAUGAGACUUUCUCAAUGGACAUUAUCGAUGCUAUGAAACGAUAUGUUCAUCAGGUUGAUGCCGUGCUCCUCUCCCACCCUGACCCCCUACACCUGGGAGCCCUGCCAUACGCUGUGGGGAAACUAGGUCUAAACUGCACUAUAUAUGCCACAAUCCCUGUCUACAAGAUGGGUCAGAUGUUCAUGUAUGAUCAGUUUCAGUCUCGAAACAACAGUGAAGAUUUCACACUGUUCACCCUGGAUGAUGUGGACUGUGCUUUUGAUAAAAUCCAGCAGCUGAAAUACUCUCAGAUUGUCAAUCUGAAAGGAAAAGGGCACGGUCUUUCCAUCACUCCUCUUCCAGCUGGUCACAUGAUCGGAGGGACUAUUUGGAAAAUAGUGAAGGAUGGAGAGGAGGAGAUUAUUUAUGCUGUUGACUUCAACCACAAGAGAGAAAUUCACCUGAACGGCUGCGUGUUGGACAGCAUAAGUCGUCCUUCUUUGCUUAUCACAGACUCCUUCAAUGCUAGAUAUGUACAGCCGCGUCGCAAACAGAGAGAUGAGCUGCUUCUUACCAAUGUAAUGGAGACUCUUCGCGGUGACGGUAAUGUCCUGAUCGCCGUGGAUACAGCGGGCCGUGUGUUGGAGCUGGCUCAGCUGCUGGACCAGAUUUGGAGAACAAAGGAUGCCGGGCUGGGAGCCUACCCUCUCGCUCUGCUCAACAACGUCAGCUAUAAUGUGGUGGAGUUCUCCAAGUCCCAGGUGGAGUGGAUGAGUGACAAACUCAUGAGGUGUUUUGAAGACAAGAGAAACAACCCCUUCCAGUUCCGUCACCUGACGCUGUGCCACAGUCUGGCAGACCUGGCCCGGGUGCCCAGCCCUAAGGUGGUGCUUUGCAGCCAGCCUGACCUCGAGGCCGGCUUCUCCAGAGAACUCUUCAUCCAGUGGUGCCAAGACGCCAAAAACUCUGUCAUCCUGACCUACCGCACCACACCUGGAACCCUGGCCCGCUACCUCAUCGACAACCCCGGAGAGAAGAUGCUGGAUCUGGAGGUGAGGAAAAGAGUGAAGCUCGAAGGCAAGGAACUGGAAGAAUUCCUCGAAAAAGACAAAGUCAAGAAAGAAGCAGCUAAAAAACUUGAACAAGCUAAAGAGGUGGAUGUAGACUCGAGUGAAGAGAGUGAUAUGGACGACGAUCUGGAUCAGCCCGUUGUGUUGAAAACGAAACAUCACGACCUGAUGAUGAAGAGCGAGGGCAGCCGCAAAGGCAGCUUCUUCAAACAAGCCAAAAAGUCUUAUCCGAUGUUCCCCACACACGAGGAAAGAAUCAAAUGGGACGAGUAUGGGGAGAUUAUCAGGCUAGAAGAUUUUCUGGUUCCUGAGCUGCAAGCCACAGAGGAGGAGAAAAACAAACUGGAUUCGGGGAUGACCAACGGAGACGAGCCCAUGGACCAAGAUCUCUCUAUUGUUCCCACCAAAUGUGUCUCCAGCAUAGAAAAUCUCGAAAUUAGGUCAGUGAUUCCUUAAAGGGGCCCGAACAUGCACCUUUUCCUGGUNCAUCUUGUCUCAACUUGUCUUCAUCUUGUCUCAAUCUUGUCUCACUUCUCAUCUUGUCUCAUCUUGUCUUCAUCUUGUCUCAUCUUGUCUCACUUGUCUCAUCUUGUCUUCAUCUUGUCUCAUCUUGUCUUCAUCUUGUCUCAAUCUUGUCUCAAUCUUGUUCGAUUGAAAGACUCCCUGGUGAGCUCGCUGCAGUUCUGCAAGGCCAAGGACACGGAGCUGGCGUGGAUCGAUGGCGUGCUGGACAUGCGCGUGGUGAAGGUGGACACAGGUGUGAUGCUGGAGGAGGGAGUGAAGGAGGAGACGGAGGAAGGCGAGAUGCCCAUGGAGGUCGCUCCUGAACUGGAUAUCGACCAAAACGCGACGGCGGUGGCCGCCCAGCGCGCCAUGAAGAGUCUGUUCGGAGAGGACGAGAAGGAGGUGUCCGAGGAGAGCGACGUCAUCCCCACGCUGGAGCCGCUGCCUUCCAAUGAGAUGCCAGGCCAUCAGUCGGUGUUCAUCAACGAGCCUCGCCUGUCAGACUUCAAGCAGGUCCUGCUGAGAGAGGGCAUCCAGGCCGAGUUCGUGGGAGGAGUGCUGGUCUGCAACAACAUGGUGGCCGUCCGCAGGACGGAGGCCGGGCGCAUCGGGCUGGAAGGAUGCCUGUGUGACGACUACUAUAAGAUCCGGGAGCUGCUGUAUCAGCAGUACGCCGUGGUAUAGCAGCAGCAGAGAGGAGGAGAGAGGAAGAGGAGGAAGUGGAGGAAGAGGAGGAGACGCAGCAGAAGAGCAAACCACGGCAGUACAGAGACAAUCCUUUACGAGGACUUUACCCAGAGGAGCAGAGUGUACCACACUCCCUCUGCCUUAUGGGCGGCUCCAGCUGUUUCACUGCAAACCCUGUUGUAUAUUUUCCCUUUUUAUAAUUUUUCUUUUUUCUAGAUAAUGUUUCUUCUUUUUUUUUUAUUGUUAGUUUACCUCUUUGAAUUGAGACAGAUGCUGUCCAUGGACUGACCUCUUUGUAAUCAACUCCUCCCUCUGUACAGUCCUGAUGCACUGGAUGGGAAAAUGGUGUUUCCCCCUAUCCUGUUGUCAUUAAAAACAGAUUUUUUUUUUCAAAUACGCGUCCCAGAUUUCCGCAUUUGGGGUACUGAACCCUCUUAACUACUUUUAAUACUUUCUGAGUAAAGUGGGGCCGCAGCAUCAAGAAUCUAAAUGUGGCUUCACGUUGUGUGCACAAUUCUUAAGCUUUGUAAAAAAAUGACUCUCUCACACAUUCACCGCUCCAUAUACUGUUUAAUAGAUGUGUUAGUUUGCCUCAUACUGAGCAUUGACAGGUGUUUUGUCAUCUCAAUUUUCCCACUUAUCAGUAAAAUUGUUAUCAUGCCA
Messenger RNA from Notothenia coriiceps (black rockcod), 3274 nucleotides. It is a transcript of the gene cpsf2, whose product is annotated as cleavage and polyadenylation specific factor 2. Gene Ontology annotation, biological process: mRNA 3'-end processing by stem-loop binding and cleavage. Lineage: Eukaryota; Metazoa; Chordata; Actinopteri; Perciformes; Nototheniidae. The transcript has 14 exons. Gene Ontology annotation, cellular component: mRNA cleavage and polyadenylation specificity factor complex. The record is from RefSeq and is a predicted model, not a curated record. Gene Ontology annotation, molecular function: RNA binding.